Messenger RNA from Culicoides brevitarsis, 1192 nucleotides. RefSeq names its product trypsin-1-like. Gene Ontology annotation, molecular function: serine-type endopeptidase activity. The transcript has 3 exons. The coding region runs from base 88 to 1128 and encodes 346 amino acids. The record is from RefSeq and is a predicted model, not a curated record. Lineage: Eukaryota; Metazoa; Arthropoda; Insecta; Diptera; Ceratopogonidae. Gene Ontology annotation, biological process: proteolysis.
AUUUUAUCAUAUUAGCUGACGCGACAACAUUUGACGCGUUUGUCGAUCGAGUUCUAAUUGAAUACGGAAGUUUUUUAUUAUUUAACGAUGGAGUUUAGAUUUAUUUUAUUGCUACUUUUCACUGUUCCUGCUUCAAUUCACGGCAAACACAUCAAAAGUUCGUACAGUUACAAAAAUGAGCCAAAAAUUGUGGGAGGAUUUAAUGCGGAUCUAUCAAGUACGAGAUUUAUUGCGUCAUUAAGACUCACAAUUGAAGAAGAAUAUUUCGAUUUUGGAGCUGGACAUAAAUGCGGAGCAUCGUUAAUUACGGAAAAUAUUUUAAUUUCGGCAGCACAUUGUUUCUUCGUGUACCUGAAUGGACCUUUUGAUAAAGAGCUUCGAGAUCCGUGUGAUUGGACAAUCGUUUUGGGAGUUUAUGAUCGCACAACGAAGGAAACAACGACAAUCAUUCGUUCAAUUGAAGGAUUAACAGUUCAUGAUGGUUACGACGACAAUUCGAUGGAAAAUGAUAUUGCUCUAAUAUUUUUGAAUGAAUCUGUUCCAUUGCAAGAAGGAGUAAUCGAGACAAUUUCUUUAAAUGAUCGCGAAGUCGAAUCAAAAGUUGACUGUCAAGCACAUGGAUGGGGAAGACUUGCUUAUGGAGGAGAAUUAGCGAACGAGCUUCAAUCCGUGAACAUUUCAACAAUCGAUCCGAGCGUUUGUAACGGCACCGAAAGUUAUGGCGGCGAAAUUUACGACGGAAUGUUAUGCGUUGGAGCCUUAGAUGGCGGAAAAGAUUCGUGUCAAGGCGAUUCCGGAGGUCCUCUCAUUUGUGACGGAUUACUUACGGGCGUCGUUUCAUGGGGAAAUAAAUGUGCAGAGCCAAACUAUCCGGGAAUUUAUACCGACGUCAAUUAUUUCAGUGAAUGGAUUUCUGCUGCUGCGGAUGCUGAGCCUACUGUUUUGUCGCAAUGCCAAUAUGUCGAUCCAAGUACUGAAAAUCCCGUUAAUCCUUCUUCGUCGACAUCAGAAUCAACUUCUGUGACAACUGAUCCAACUGUUUCAACAACUCCAAGUAAAGCUACGGGAAUUCACUUGAGUUUCGGAAUUUUGUUUGUUUCUCUCGUUUUUGGUCUCUCAAAAGUAUAGAAAAAAACCAAAACAUCCAAUAAAUUUUCUUGUUGUGAGAAAUGCCGCAAGCAAUUCAAAAUUA